AUGUUCUCCAAGCAAGUUCUCCUCUCAUUGGCUCUUUCUUUGGCCACAUCUAAGGCCUUGCCUGCCGCAGAUCCUAUUGCAGAGGCUUUGGGCUUUGCCAAACCAGCAGAAGCAACAUACGAGUGCCACUCAUACUGUGGUAAUGCGAUUAUCCAGGCAAGAAAGUGCUCUUCUGACGGCUCAGAUGGAAACUACGAUAGUGACUGUCUUUGCAGCAGUGAUUCAAGCUUCCUAUCGUUGGUUCCAGACUGCUUGGACUGUGGUUGGUGUCUUUGGGAUGACUAUGGCUCAUAUUUGACUUCGGCUUUGGCACAAUGCAGCACUAGCACUGAGCCAACAGGAACAGCCUGUGCCAGCUCUUCAACAUUGGCAGCAGAAACAACUGAUGCAACAACUGCAGCAACUACAGAAGCAGCAGAAACAACAGCUGCAACUUCAGCAGCUGCCACAGAAGCAAAUGUUGCAGUUACUUCAGCAGCAGCAACAACUUCUGCAGAGACCUCAGUUGCAGCAGAAACUUCUGCUUCUAGUGCUGAGGCUUCAGCUUCUGCCCAGGUUGAAACAUUUACUGGUGGUGCCAACAGACUUCAACUUGGUGCCGGUGUUGGCUUCAUUGGUCUUGCCGCUUUGCUCAUCUGA
Brettanomyces bruxellensis is the source of this 639-nucleotide messenger RNA. RefSeq lists its product as uncharacterized. The record is from RefSeq and is a predicted model, not a curated record. The transcript has a single exon. Bases 1 to 639 code for a protein of 212 amino acids. NCBI's taxonomy places the organism in Eukaryota, Fungi, Ascomycota, Pichiomycetes, Pichiales, Pichiaceae.